This is a messenger RNA of Stegodyphus dumicola, 639 nucleotides long. RefSeq lists its product as uncharacterized. The record is from RefSeq and is a predicted model, not a curated record. Lineage: Eukaryota; Metazoa; Arthropoda; Arachnida; Araneae; Eresidae.
AUGACACGGAAAUUUCAAGGAAGGAAUUGGGGACUAAAUCCCCACAUUCAAAAAGUGCUUUAUAGCACGGUGGUGGAAAAGAUUGCGCUGUACGCAGCUGCAAUCUGGGCUCAACCGAUGACAACGAGGAAAAUCAAGCAGUUAACAUCACUCCAACGCCCUUUUGUCAUAAGCAUCUGCAGGGCAUACUGCACAACAGCCACGAGCUCCGCCCUUACUCUAGCAGGUAUAGUCCCUCUACACAUCCAGGCCGAGCUAGAGGCGACAUAUACGAGAGUCCUUCACUUGAGGAAAGACGCCUCCUUCGCAGGUACUCUCUACAGUCCAGCACUUUAUGAGCACCCCAAGACACCGCUGCACACACAUCCAGCGCAUAAAGGACUAGGGGUCCACACCCACAUCAUGCAACAGCCCAACAAGGAAAUACAGCACAUCAGCAACCAUACACUUUACACUGAUGGUUCUAAACAUGCUGAAGGCGUUGGCAGUGCUUUCCUGCACUGUUGGCAAAGCCAAGAAUUACAUCAUUGGAAAGGCCACCUAGGUGACAGCAAUAGCGUCUUUCAGGCCGAAGUGAUAGCAAUUACAGCUGCUGUUGAAUAUCUAAUAAGCCGAAAAAUCUCAAAAGCUUACGGAUAA